Molecule: messenger RNA, 1884 nt
Organism: Durusdinium trenchii
Lineage: Eukaryota; Dinophyceae; Suessiales; Symbiodiniaceae
Source: the annotation of a GenBank genome assembly
UUCAAUUUGUAUCGAGCCUUGGGUGUCCCAUGGAGCCCCUGAGCACACCAAACCUGCGGCCGAACCUCGGCCUCGGCGGCUCUGCUUCAGCCUCCGCCCUGCGGGUGCGUUCAGAGGAGCCCUUCUCGACGCCCGUGAAGACCUACGAGCCACGGAGCCGGGAGCUUCAACCGCUGCCCCUGCCGACGUAUGGAAGCCCUCCAAAUGGCAAGGAUACCUCGUGGCUUCGGACCUUGGAGCAGCAGCUGGUGGAUCGUCUCCGAAAGGAUGCAUACUUGCUCUCUACCUUGAAGCGAAGCAUGCGCAAGGACAUGGAGGAGCAGGUGCAGUUGGCGAGGAGAGACCUGGAGGUCUUCUUUGCUCGUGAGCUAAGGGCAAUGAGGGACUCCACCACAGUGGAGGUGCAAGCAAUCGCGUCUGAAAUUAAGACGCUGCGGCGGGGCGGCGGCAGCGAUAACCUGGCAGAGGCGGUGGCCAAGCUUUGCGUGGAGCUGGAUCACGUGACCAAGGAGUCCGUGCCGCAAACGGUCUUCCAAACCUCAUUGGGAGAACUCCGGAGAGACAUGGAGGAGCAAUUGAGGAAAAGAUUGUCGGAGCUUCCGGAAGAUCGCCGCUUCGAUCGAGAAGACUUCCGGGAGCUCCGCGAUGAGAUCAAAGAGCUGAAGACCAGAGUCGAGCGACUUGAGGAACAGGAUUCGGACUUGGCCCGGCGGCGGUUCUCAGAGGAGUGUGCUCAGAAGAUCGGGAGCUUAAAGGAGGAGUUGGAGCAACACCGUCAAAGUGGCCGUCAAAGUGAGAGGCACCUGCGUCAAGAGUGGAAGAGCGGCCUUGGAAGCCUCAACGAGAAGGUGGAGGCGUUGCGCUUGGAUCUUGGUGCCGCCAAAGAGAAGCUCAGUGUGCGACCACGGGAGUUCCGAGACGACCAAAAGCUGCAGAACGCGAUGCAAGAAAUCACCGAGUUAGGCAAUGACCUCUAUGAGCUGAAGCGACAGGUGAAGCAACAGUCUGUCGACCUGCUCAAGAGAAGAGACACCCAAGACGAUCUCGUCGAGAACGCGGGCUUGCGAGUCACCGGCUUGGAAGAGCAGGUGCGCUCCAUGAAGCUGCAGGUGGCGCAGCUUUUACAUCUGAGGGAGAAGGUCUCCAAGCUUUCGAACUGGCAGCAGGGUGAGGCCUCAUCUUCAGUGGAAGAGCGCAUGGCUCAACUGGAAGGGCGCUUGCAGGCCCAAAGCCGGAAAUCGAGCCCCAGCCGCUCCCCACGGCAGGAGGAAUCCUUGUGGGCAAAGCAAGUGGCGGUCAUCUCGGCACAACAGGAACGAAAUUGUGAGCAGCUGGCAAUUUUUGAGGAGAAGUUGACGAAUCUCUGGACCUUGACGCCACGGAUCUGUCAACUCGAAGAUCAACAGAAGGACUUCUGGCGGCUACAGGAGCAGCUUCAAAGCCUCUCCUCGAACUUGGACCGUCUCAACGCGAUGCCGCUUCCAGCGCCGACACCAGCGGCUAGCAGUUUUCAGCUGGAGCUUGCAGAGCAGCGCCAGGCAAACUGUGAGCGCCGGGUGGACCAGUUGAAAGCCGAGCUCACGCAGUACUCGACCUCUUUGGUCGAUGCCCGGGAUGAGAUGAGGAAGAUGAUCAGCCAGCAGAAUGACCAUUUCAGCAAACUGACAGGUGAGAACUACUCAGGUUUCCUUGAUCGAUUCGCAGGACUCGAGAGGCUGCUGCAUGAGAAAGCGCCAGAGAGUCAAAAGCUGAAGACCCUUUGGGAAGAAAACACUGCUACCAUGGAGCGUCGUUUGAACUUGUUGGAGCGGCAGCUGAAAGAAGGCCAAGCACGGAGCCUGGACACCUCCCGAUGGGAGCAUCUUGUAGAAGGCCUUCGGAGGC